Molecule: messenger RNA, 1824 nt
Organism: Beauveria bassiana ARSEF 2860
Lineage: Eukaryota; Fungi; Ascomycota; Sordariomycetes; Hypocreales; Cordycipitaceae
Product: FGGY-family pentulose kinase
Exons: 5
Coding region: 1-1824 (607 amino acids)
Biological process (GO): carbohydrate metabolic process
Molecular function (GO): kinase activity; phosphotransferase activity, alcohol group as acceptor
Source: RefSeq, a predicted model, not a curated record
AUGUACGCCUACAAUAAGCCUAUCAACCCAAUGGAACCUCUAGCGGAGCUGGACCAUUACAUUGGUAUCGAUGUUGGCACAGGCUCCGCCCGCGCCUGCAUCAUUGACGAAUCUGGCGACAUCAAAGCCCUCGCUGCACAGGACAUUAAGUUGUGGCAGCCUCAGACUGGCUACUACGAACAAUCUACGACAGACAUUUGGCAGUGCAUAUGCGAAUGUGUUCGCAGGGUAGUCGGCGAAUCCCAAGUCGACCCCAACUCCAUUAAAGGCAUUGGCUUUGACGCCACUUGCUCUUUGGCCGUCUUCUCGACCGACACCGACGAACCGAUUGCCGUUACCGGCCCUGACUUCCAAAACGACGGCAAUGACCGCAAUGUCAUUCUGUGGCUCGACCACCGACCUGUCGAGGAAACCGAGCUCAUCAACAAUACAGGCCACAACCUCCUCAGAUACGUCGGAGGCAAAAUGAGCAUCGAAAUGGAAAUUCCCAAGAUUCUCUGGCUCAAAAAUAAUAUGCCCCCAGAGCUUUUCGCCCGAUCCAAGUUCUACGAUCUCGGAGAUGCCCUCACUCAUAUCGCUACGGGAAAUGAGAGUCGCAGCUUUUGCAGCACCGUCUGCAAGCAGGGUUUUGUCCCAGUUGGUGUAGAUGGCAGUGUCAAGGGCUGGCAGGAAGACUUUUAUGACACGAUUGGUCUGAGUGAUUUGGUUGAAGACAAUUUUAAACGCAUGGGAGGCGUCGAUAAGGUGAACGGAAGAUACGCCAGUGCUGGUGAAUGUGUUGGCACCCUGAGCAGGCAGUCUGCCUCUCAGUUGGGCCUUCCCCAAGGCAUCGCCGUCGGCAGUGGUGUCAUUGAUGCUUACGCUGGCUGGAUUGGAACUGUUGGCGCCAAGGUUGAACUCGGCGAUGACGAGCUCAACGCCAAUGUCCCCGACAACGACCUUGCUCAGGCGUUUACUCGCCUGGCUGCUGUGGCUGGUACUUCGACUUGCCAUCUUGCUAUGUCCAAGAACCCGGUUUUUGUUCCAGGCGUCUGGGGUCCCUACCGUGAUGUACUCCUACCAGAGUUCUGGAUGGCUGAGGGUGGCCAGUCCGCGACCGGCGAGCUGCUUCGACACAUGCUGGAUAUCCACCCCGCCUUCAACGCGACGCAGGCGCUGGCUAAAGCCGAGGAUAAACACAUUUACGAUUGGCUCAACGCCCACCUCGAAUACAUGGCCGAGAAGGACAAUGCACCCGCCGUGUCAUACCUCGGCCGCCACCACUUCUUCUAUGGUGAUCUGUGGGGCAACCGUUCUCCCAUCGCAGAUCCUACUAUGAAGGGUGUUAUGAUUGGACUUGACAGUGACAAGAGCACCGACAAUAUGGCUCUCUGGUACUAUGCUACCAUGGAGUUUAUCGCUUUCCAGACGCGCCAAAUUAUUGAGCAGAUGAACAAGUCUGGUCACGAAAUCUCGUCAAUUUUCAUGUCGGGCUCACAGUGCCAGAACCCGAUUCUGAUGAACCUGAUGGCUACUGUCUGCAGAAUGCCAAUUCUGAUCCCUCGCUAUGUUCACGCCGCCGUCGUGCACGGUGCUGCCAUGCUGGGUGCCAAGGCUGCUAGCCACAACGAAGAAGGUCGCGACCCUGAGUCGCUCUGGAGCAUCAUGGAUCGCAUGAGCAAGCGCGGUCGUCUGGUUGAGCCGGGUACCGAUGCCGGCGAGCUGGCAAUGCUCGACGCCAAAUACGAAGUCUAUCUCGAGAUGUGCAACAGUCAGCAAGCGUACCGCAAAAAGGUGGACGCCGCUACUUUAAAGUGGAAGAAGGAGUUUGGCGGCGACGCAUGA